GGUUAAACAAAGCCUAUAAAAGCGAUUAAAAUGAAAUAUCAUCCAAUAUCUGAACUUCGCUGCUAGAAUAACAAUACAAGUUUGAAAAAAACAUGAUGCGAUUUGUUGUAUUUGCUGCUGUGUUUGCUACGGUCACAGCUGAGGUGAUACUGACAAUUCAUGAUUGCGGGUCCCACGAUGCCAUUAUAAACUCCAUCAAGGUAGACCAGUGCAACGCGGAGCCGUGUAUUGUACAAAAGGGAAAGGACUACACUGUUCACGUGAACUUCACUGCAACUCGAACUGUACAGGAAGCCCACAACGUUCUCCACGGCGGUCUGGGCUUCAUCUCCGCCCCUUUCCCUCUGCAGCCUGAGAACGCCUGCCAAGGUAGCGUCACGUGCCCUAUCGUAGCCGGACAGACGUACGAAUAUGUGCAGACCAUGACAUGUCCGACCUUCGCCCCAAGCAUUGCCGUGCAAGCUCGCUGGGAAGUAAAGGACGAACAUCGGCAGGAUAUUUUCUGCUUCACGACAAAACUCCAAAUACAUUCGUAAAUGCUCAUUUACCAUAUCUGUAAAAUGAAUUUAAUUCAACUUUAUUAAAUACAUGUAUUUAUCUUAUUUGUUUUAACUGCAAAUAAAUUAACCGAUAAUUUC
Molecule: messenger RNA, 638 nt
Organism: Dreissena polymorpha
Lineage: Eukaryota; Metazoa; Mollusca; Bivalvia; Myida; Dreissenidae
Product: NPC intracellular cholesterol transporter 2-like
Exons: 4
Coding region: 93-536 (147 amino acids)
Biological process (GO): sterol transport
Molecular function (GO): sterol binding
Source: RefSeq, a predicted model, not a curated record